Cladophialophora psammophila CBS 110553 is the source of this 1026-nucleotide messenger RNA. RefSeq lists its product as uncharacterized. The coding region runs from base 1 to 1026 and encodes 341 amino acids. NCBI's taxonomy places the organism in Eukaryota, Fungi, Ascomycota, Eurotiomycetes, Chaetothyriales, Herpotrichiellaceae. Gene Ontology annotation, molecular function: phosphatidylinositol kinase activity. Gene Ontology annotation, biological process: phosphatidylinositol metabolic process. The record is from RefSeq and is a predicted model, not a curated record. The transcript is spliced from 2 exons.
AUGGGCCGCCGUCGAGACGACAAAAUCUCGCGGUCAAUCAUCUCUGCCAUCCAAGAAGACGACGAGUCUCAGAGACGAAGCAGACUAUGGCGCCCUCUCAAGACCUUCUUCGCGCUCUAUGGGCUUCUGUUGAUCAGACUCCGCCCAGAGUUGUUCAAGAGGCUGAGAGAAAAGACAUGGAAGCUUUCAGAUGACGAAUACAAGGCUAGCUUCAAGGGCAAGGACGCACUCGUGUCAAAGGGCGACAUGGGCUAUUCGGGCUCGACUUUCUUCAACACCAAAGAUAACAAAUUCCUCAUCAAAUCUAUCCCUCGUCGCUUCGAGCACACCUUCUUCCGAGACGACCUGCUGGAACCCUAUGUCUCACACAUGGAAUCCCAUCCCAAGUCACUCCUCGUCCGCAUCACCGACUUUCUUGGAUGGCGCUAUCCGAGCAUCGGUGGCCUCUUUGGCAUUGCACCAACUUACCACCUCGUGAUGGAGAACCUUCUCCACGGCCAGAAAGAAGAUUCCGACUGGCAGACUUUUGACCUGAAGCCAAUGUCGUAUUUCUUCCCGGAGCGUGAUGUGGCUGGUGGCAGACUUGCCUCGGAAGCAACCAAGUCCAAGCUCGCCGACAAUUUCGAAGACAAGCUUCUCCUCAGUCGCGAGCAGGCGGACGAAUUUUUGCAACUGCUCGAAGAAGAUACAGAACUCCUGGAGAAGCACAAUGCCGUCGACUACAGCCUGAUGCUGGUGCGGAUCCCGAAAUCCUCCUCUUCCAUGGACGAGAGCCAAAACCCGUUCAAUGAUCCGCCGAACUGGCGGACCGGUGUACCUAGCCAGGACGACAAGUGGCUGUUCCGGGUGGUGAUCCUGGAUUUCUUCUGGGCUAAGCACAAGGUCCACGCCAAGAUGAUGACGAUGCUCAUCAAUGCAUGGAGGAUGUUUGACGACAAAGGCCCGAUGAGUAUCACGACUGCUGCGCCGGAGUACCGGGGCAGGUUCUUGAAGAUGUGCAGGGAGAUCGUCAAAGUGGUGGAGUAG